UAAAAAGACAAUUAUCAAACUAUGGUAAUACUAGUAACAAAACUCAAGUCAUAUUUCAGAUUUUGUGAAUGACUUUGUAGUUUCUGAAAAAUAAUAUUUUGAAUAAACGUAAAUGGGUCAGAGUCAAUCAGGUGGAAAUGCGGGUGGUGAAAAAAAAGAUGACAAAGAGAAAAAGAAGAAGUAUGAGCCACCAAUUCCAACUCGUGUAGGUAAAAAGAAACGUAGGACUAAGGGUCCAGAUGCAGCCCUAAAACUGCCACAAGUCACUCCUCAUACAAGAUGUCGUCUAAAACUACUAAAAUUAGAAAGAAUUAAAGAUUAUCUUCUCAUGGAAGAAGAGUUUAUUCGUAAUCAAGAACGACUCAAGCCUCAGGAAGAGAAAAAUGAAGAGGAGCGAUCAAGAGUAGAUGACUUGAGAGGAACUCCUAUGUCUGUUGGUAAUUUAGAAGAAAUUAUUGAUGAUAAUCAUGCUAUUGUUUCUACUUCUGUGGGUAGUGAACAUUAUGUCAGUAUUUUGUCCUUUGUGGAUAAAGAUCAGUUGGAACCUGGUUGUUCAGUCUUACUGAAUCAUAAGGUCCAUGCAGUUGUUGGAGUUCUGGGUGACGAUACUGAUCCAAUGGUAACAGUUAUGAAAUUGGAAAAAGCUCCUCAAGAAACAUAUGCUGAUAUUGGAGGAUUAGAUACACAAAUUCAAGAAAUCAAAGAAUCUGUUGAAUUACCUUUGACUCACCCAGAGUACUAUGAGGAAAUGGGAAUAAAACCGCCAAAAGGUGUAAUAUUAUAUGGACCACCAGGAACUGGCAAAACAUUACUGGCAAAAGCUGUUGCCAAUCAAACUUCAGCCACAUUCUUGCGUGUUGUGGGAAGUGAACUUAUUCAGAAAUAUUUGGGUGAUGGGCCUAAACUAGUUCGUGAAUUGUUCCGAGUAGCAGAGGAACAUGCUCCUUCAAUUGUUUUCAUAGAUGAGAUAGACGCUGUUGGUACUAAACGUUAUGAUUCAAACUCAGGAGGUGAACGUGAGAUACAAAGAACUAUGUUGGAGCUACUAAAUCAGCUAGAUGGUUUUGAUUCAAGAGGAGAUGUCAAGGUUGUAAUGGCCACAAAUAGAAUUGAAACAUUAGAUCCAGCUUUAAUCCGUCCAGGAAGAAUUGAUAGAAAAAUCGAAUUUCCUCUUCCCGAUGAGAAAACUAAACGCCGAAUCUUUAACAUUCACACAUCUAGAAUGACCUUAGCCGAAGAUGUUAAUUUAGCCGAAUUGAUCAUGGCCAAAGAUGAUUUAUCAGGUGCGGAUAUUAAAGCAAUUUGUACAGAAGCUGGUCUGAUGGCAUUAAGAGAACGUAGAAUGAAAGUUACAAAUGAGGAUUUCAAAAAGAGUAAAGAGAGUGUAUUGUAUCGCAAAAAGGAGGGAACUCCAGAAGGUUUAUAUCUUUAAUUAAAAAUAUUUAAUACAGACACAUGA
Messenger RNA from Ctenocephalides felis (cat flea), 1459 nucleotides. RefSeq names its product 26S proteasome regulatory subunit 4. The record is from RefSeq and is a predicted model, not a curated record. Gene Ontology annotation, molecular function: ATP binding; proteasome-activating activity; ATP hydrolysis activity. The coding region runs from base 113 to 1432 and encodes 439 amino acids. Gene Ontology annotation, cellular component: proteasome regulatory particle, base subcomplex. Gene Ontology annotation, biological process: proteasome-mediated ubiquitin-dependent protein catabolic process. The transcript is spliced from 5 exons. Lineage: Eukaryota; Metazoa; Arthropoda; Insecta; Siphonaptera; Pulicidae.